AUGUCGCUGGCGCGACAGAACAAUUUCACAGUAAACAUGGCCACCGAGCCAACGCAUCUGGACGGAUUGGCCAUCGUGAUCGCCACCCUCGGCCUGUUCAGCAACGCGUUGGUGCUGGUGACUGCGGUGAAGAGUCUCUUCCUCCAGCGUAAGGCCACCUUCCUGAUCGGCCAUCAGGCCGGCGUCAAUUGUGCCUUCUGCCUUGUCAUCAUCCUUCUUGGCGCCAUUCGUUUUCCCGGCAUCAUCGAACUUUCCAUUGUCAUGCCGACCACAGGUUAUGCCAUGACCAACCUGUUCUUCUGCUACCUCUGGAUCAGUGAACUGUUGCCAUGGCUACUAAUUGGUGUGUCGGCCUACAGUCUCUUCCUGCUCGCCGUGGACCGUUGCCUCGCCGUCGUCCGACCGGUCGGCUAUCGAGCCUCUCGACGCAUCCGUGUCUACAUAUUCGCCUACGCGGUCGUCUACUUGACCAGUUUUGCUCUCUGCUGUCCUGUCUGGCUGGACUCGGUCCAUUUCUCCGAUUGUUUCUGCUACCUGAUGGGUCGUGAGGGCGAGACGAUCGGUCUCUUCCACACACCGGCCUACCUGGUGAUGGGAUUUUUCACGCUCGCCUUCAUGUUUCUCGUCCCCGCCGUCGGCAUGACGGUCAGUUACAGCGUUACGGUGAUCCAGUUCAACCGGCUGAACCGACAGACUCGAGCUCUGACCGAGCAGAAGAGAACUGCCGCAACGGCGACGGCGACGGCGACAGCAACGGCGACAGCGACGGCGACGGCGACGGUGGCAGAGGUCUCGGCUUCCGAUGAAUUGGGCACAAGUGGUGUGGCGCAAACGAGCCGUACGAGACCGGUCGAGUUGCUGGCCUUGGGAGGCCUCGAACCUGGCAAGAGGACAUUGAGCAGGAAGGAGGCACAAGAGUUGCGAAUGUCCUCGCUGGAGGAGUCGCGUCAGAAGAUGAGACGUCAACUGUUGACGGCUGCUGUCGCUGUCACGAGCGUCUUCAUCUUCUCCAUGGUCUAUCCGAUCUGUCGGUUGGCCUACAAGCUGACAAUACAUCGGUCGCUGGCCGGACACACAGAGACGGCCGACGCCAUCGCAUUUGUCUGUAUCACAGUGCAGUCGAUCAGUCCAGUUGUAUACAGUUUGUGUGUACAACGCUUUCGGCAUGCCAUAGUACAGACGCUCGUCACACCGUUCGGCCUCUUCAAGUGGAAAAGACGACAGAACGAACUCUUCACCGAUCAGGUGAGCCAAUCAGCCACGAGGUCGAGUCCCGCAGACAGACACUGA
Molecule: messenger RNA, 1290 nt
Organism: Protopolystoma xenopodis
Lineage: Eukaryota; Metazoa; Platyhelminthes; Monogenea; Polystomatidea; Polystomatidae
Source: the annotation of a GenBank genome assembly